CAUUUGUCCACAAAUCCAACACAAACCAUGGCCAGCAAUAAACAAACCACCAAAAAAAUCCUCAUGCUCCCAUGGUUAGCCCACGGCCACAUUACCCCAUUCUUUGAGCUAGCCAAAAGACUCUCAAAAAGCUUCCAAAUUUGCUUAUGUUCUUCCCCCAUUAACCUCCAAGCCAUAAACCCAGACCCUGCCCCAAAUCACUCCAUUCAACUCAUUCCCCUCCAUCUCCCAUCCCUGCCCGACCUGCCCGCCCAUAUGCACACCACCAAAGGCCUUCCCUUGCACCUUGAGCCCACUUUGGUCAAGGCCUUCGACAUGGCCGCUCCCGGUUUCGAGCUUCUCUUGGACCGGCUCGAGCCGGACCUGGUCCUUUCGGACCUGUUCAUGCCAUGGGCGGCUCGGUCGGCGUUGUCGAGGAAUAUUCCGGUGGUUAGCUUCGUGGUCACUGGCGUAGCGGUUGUUGCUGGUUUGGUGAAUGGGUUUUGGAACAAGGGCCGGGAAUUUCCCUUUCCGGAAGUUGAUUUGAGUGAGCAUUGGGUUUCGAAGAGUAGUGGAAGGAAGGUUUGUGAUGAGGUGGGGCGUGAUUGGGCUAUGAGGUUUUUUGAGUGUAUGAGAAUGUCUUGUGAUGUGGCUUUGGUUAAUACUUCUCCCGAGUUUGAAGCCAAAUAUAUUCAGUUUCUUGCUUCCUCCUUGAAGAAAAAGGUUCUCCCAAUCGCUCCUCUAAUUCCACAAAUCGAACCAACCAAUGAGAAAUUAGAAAUCCUCGAAUGGCUCGACAAAAAAACACCAAAAUCAACUAUUUACGUUUCAUUCGGAAGCGAAUACUACCUAACAAAACAAGACACAGAAGAGCUAGCCCACGGUCUACACCAAAGCGGUGUGAAUUUCAUAUGGGUCAUUCGGUUCCCAAAGGGCCAAAACCUCACAAUCGAAGAAGCAUUACCAAAAAACUUCCUCAAGCAAACAGAAGACAAAGGACUCAUCAUCAAUGAAUGGGCGCCACAGUUGAAAAUACUGAGUCAUUCGAGUAUUGGCGGGUUCGUGUGUCAUUGUGGAUGGAACUCUGUGGUCGAGAGCAUCAUGUUUGGGGUGCCGAUUAUGGCGCUACCAAUGCAGCUCGACCAACCUUACCAUGCAAAGGUGGUCGAGUGCGCCGGUUUGUGUGUGGAGGCUAAAAGGGAUGGUGAAGGGAAUGUUAAGAGAGAAGAGGUAUUGAAGGCUAUUAAAGAAGUAAUGUUUGAGAAGAGAGGAGAGGCUUUGAGAGGGAAAGCGAGAGAGAUUGGUGAGGCUUUGAGGAAGAGGGAAAAAUGGAUUAUUUAUGAAGUGGUUGAUGAGUUUUGUAAGCUAUGCAAGCAGGAAAGUAAAGGCGUGUAGAGAUCGAAGAAUGGAGUACUUGAUAAAUUAUAUGGUGAGACUGUUGUAAUGUGACUGACAACUUAAAUAAGAAAUUUGAGUUAAAAGAA
This is a messenger RNA of Benincasa hispida (wax gourd), 1463 nucleotides long. Its product is annotated as mogroside IIIx synthase-like. Gene Ontology annotation, molecular function: UDP-glycosyltransferase activity. Lineage: Eukaryota; Viridiplantae; Streptophyta; Magnoliopsida; Cucurbitales; Cucurbitaceae. The record is from RefSeq and is a predicted model, not a curated record.